CAAAAUUUCUAGAGCAUUAAAGUGAGCUAGGGACCUAAUUGUGAAGAAAUAUUAUUAAUGAAUUUAAUAACAAAUAUUUUCAAAAUUCAAGGACUUAAAAGAAAGGAAAUUAGGAUAAGGAUCAAGGCUGAUAUUUCUCUCCUCAGCCACGUGUUUUGCUCUUCCUCAUCUUCUUCUUCUUCCCGAUGCUCUGCCUCCCGAAAGUUUCCCCCCAAAGCCGCUGAAGCUUCCCCCUUGAGAACCGAUGAAAGGCUUGAAAUUUCCCUUUCCUUCUUGCUCAAAAACCAAGUUUCAGGCCUAGAACACUCUCCUAAACCCAGAAAUUUUCCAGAUCUGCGCUGUCUUCUUCCCCUCUGUCCGCCGGCCUCUGCUGUGUGGGGUUGGGUUCGGUUUUCUGCACCGUGAGUCUCCCCUGCAGAUUUGCCGCUGCCCUCUUUCCCCCGCCAGGUCCGGUUCUGCAGCUGGAAAAUUUUGGGUAGUGAGACCCGACGCGGGGAAGCCCGGGGGAGUGACGAGCUAGACGGCUAGGCACUUUUGGACUUAGUUUUUGUAGCUAAGCCGUUAGUCACCCAUGCUUGACUUAGAAAUUUUUGUGUACAGAACUCCCUUAGUUAUGGUCACGACUGUGUAAAUAAAGUUAAAUAUCUUUGUACAUUUUGACAAGUAAAUAGUUGGAAAGGAA
Molecule: messenger RNA, 682 nt
Organism: Rubroshorea leprosula
Lineage: Eukaryota; Viridiplantae; Streptophyta; Magnoliopsida; Malvales; Dipterocarpaceae
Source: the annotation of a GenBank genome assembly